Molecule: messenger RNA, 1224 nt
Organism: Linum trigynum
Lineage: Eukaryota; Viridiplantae; Streptophyta; Magnoliopsida; Malpighiales; Linaceae
Source: the annotation of a GenBank genome assembly
GUAAAUAAAUUUGAGGCACCUGAUCGUUACACGUACCCAUCUCGGUCCAGAAAACAUACCCAACCGGCCGCUAAUUGCAUCUCCGACGCCCGACGGGCAUAACAAUUAACAACCCACAAUGGAAGAAAUCCCAAAACGAGAAGAACACGAAGAAGAACGAGGAGGAGAUCAAAUUCAAGAUCAAGAAGAAUCAAGCAGAAGAAACCAAUGGGAAGAAGAGAUGUACUGGACCCAUUUCCAAUUCACCCAUUUCUGCAUCUCUCUCCCCUCCGCCUUCCUUCACUCCCUCGAAAUCCCGGCAAAAUUUUCCGUCAAUUCCAAGCACAAAUUACCGGAGUCGGUCACGAUGACGGGCCCCGGCGGGGCCAACUGGAUGGUGGGCCUGACGACGGGCCCAAAUGACGCGGUGAUGUUCGGCCCGGGGUGGAGGGAAUUCGCCCUCGACAAUUCUCUGCGGGCCAACGACCUUCUGGUGUUCAAGUACGACGGCGGCUCCCGUUUCGACGUUCUGAUAAUCGAUGGCCGUAGCUCGUGUGAGAAGGCCGCUCCUUAUUUCGCCGGGAGGAGUGUUGUUGCCGGUGCUCCUCUUGCUGCUGACGAUCGGUCCCGGGCGGUAAUCAAACGGCGCCGUCUGGGGUCCGAUUAUGAUCACGUGGAAUCGAGUUCGAAACCGACGGAGGUGGCAAAAGAGGAGGAACGGAAACGGAAAUCGGCGAUGAGGAAGGCGAGAUUGGCGGAAACGGAAGGCGGAUUCAUUGCCGUCAUGAAGGCCAGUCACAUUUGCCGGAAAUACUACCUGUCGCUUCCGCUGACGUGGAUGAAGAGGCACCUCGGAGUCGAAGCACCGGAGCAAGCGGUGAUUCUGCGGACGGAGGACGGCGGGAAGUGGCCGGUGAAAUUCAGGAUGCGGAGCGACUGCUGCAGGGGAGGGCUGUCGACAGGAUGGAGGCAGUUCGCCUUUGACAACAACCUGCGCCUCUUCGACGUUUGCUUGUUCCAAAUCGCCGGCGAUGUUGUUGCCGGCCCGGACGCCGUCGUUUCUCUAGAUGUCAAAAUCUUUCGUUGCGAUGGCUGAUCAUGUUGGUCUGUUUUUUUUUUUUUUUUUUUCUUGGGCAUUGACGAGUUCAGUUGUUUCAUUUUGGAAGCACACUGACGAUCGAGUUUGUCUCUGGCUUCUUUCGCUUGCAAAAUGUGGGCUAAUUAGAAUAAAAGGUCACAAAUCUA